Messenger RNA from Aspergillus eucalypticola CBS 122712, 1161 nucleotides. RefSeq lists its product as uncharacterized. Bases 454 to 1086 code for a protein of 210 amino acids. The record is from RefSeq and is a predicted model, not a curated record. NCBI's taxonomy places the organism in Eukaryota, Fungi, Ascomycota, Eurotiomycetes, Eurotiales, Aspergillaceae. The transcript has a single exon.
CGAAGAAUUACAUGGGCCUAAGGGUCCUUAGCCUGGCGCUAAGCACCCUCAUUUCCAGCGCUAAAUUACAUCCGAAUGCUACAAAGUGAGACAUACCCAAUCAGCACAUCUCAUGACAGUCAUAGCGGCCCCGGAGUCCUCGUAAUAGCGGACCAGGGGUCCGAACAAGGCGGCUCUACAGAAUCUUUUUGAUGCCCAUUCGACUGUCUACUCGCUUGAGUCAUUUCCCAAAGCUACCAAUGUUGGGGCCGUCAGCAUGACCUGAAAAUGAGAUGAGCUUGGCUCUGCAGCCAAGGCUAUAGAAAGGGGAAUAAGAGCGCCCCUCUCCAUCCUUUGCCCCUGAUACUACACCCUAUUCAUCAUUCAUUCCUCUCUACGGAAUACUAUCAAACAGCAAACCUCAUCCAAAUCUCAGAACCCCAGAGAUAGAUUAAGAUCAUCGCAGCCACCACCAUGCGCACCUCCUACCUCCUCGCCGCCGCCCUUACCCUCCUUGGUGGUGCUCACGCCGACGACGACAGCACCACAACAAUGGGCUACUUCAGGCCCUAUUGGUCGAUGGACCUCCCUGAAUACGGCGGCUGGACCAGCACCGGCGCCAGCGUCGCAGGUAUCAAUGCUGUGAAAACCACCUACAAAAUGAGCUGUCUGAAAGACGCCCCCAAGACAGACUGCGACAUGAAGGACGCAUACACGAUCAUCCAGGGCCCGGAAACCGUCAGUGUGAGCCAAGUAUACACUGCUUCGACGUCAGACAAGACCACCAGCUUCGAUGUCACUGUGACUCUGUCAUACGAAUGCUCAUUGAAGUCAUGGACUGAAUCGGCGAGCUGCACCAUGAGCGCGGGGUUGAGUGGAAGUGACAAUGGCGCGACGUACGCUUCGUCGACGUCGACCAAGUCUACCUAUGAGAACCCGACUAGCAGAUUCUAUUAUCUUGUUGUCACUGGUGGUGUCAAGUCGCUCACGGAGCCCGCCGCUACAAAGACCCCUGAUGCUGCUGCUGGUGUCGGGGCUCCUGUCGCGGCUAUGAUUACGGCGGCGCCUGUUGCGGCCGCUGCUAUGGUUGCUGCGGCUUGGGUUUAGGAUCGACCAGUAGAAGAAUCGAACUGGUUGUUGGAAAAUACCUUGGUCAUUAUUGAUCUUAAUGUGGGAAGGAUC